Molecule: messenger RNA, 852 nt
Organism: Nicotiana tabacum (common tobacco)
Lineage: Eukaryota; Viridiplantae; Streptophyta; Magnoliopsida; Solanales; Solanaceae
Source: RefSeq, a predicted model, not a curated record
UAUCUGUUCUUGAAAGCAUCUGGCAGUUAGAAUCUGUAGCUCAUUAUUUGCCAUGAGCAACAAAAGCAGAAGCAACAAGUCCCUCUUAGAAUCUGUAGCUCAUUAUUUGCCAUGAGCAACAAAAGCAGAAGCAACAAGUCCCUCUGUGAGAAGUCAAUAAAGAUGGUAACAAAUGUGAUCAGGCUAUCAUCAUUAUCUAUUGCCAGGAUGAGCCUUGGAAUUCAGGUGCAACCAGAAACCGUGAAAACGCCUGUAACAGGACCUGCAACAUUCGUCAAAGGCUCAACAACAGCACAAUUUCCUGAGAGCUUAAGGUCACAGGAGCCAGUAAACAUCAAGAAGCCGAUUGCCUACUUGAUUGAACCAGUCAAGAAUGAUAAAUCCAUGCAUGUAAUUCAUGAGAAGAACAGUGUAGAUGGGAGGGCAUCCGAUUAUAUAAGAAAAGUGCAUGAGAAGAAUCGCCAUGAAUCAAACGAGGCCAUGAGUUUUUCUGCAUUCAUAAUUCCACCUCCACCGCGUUUCAUGUAGUCAUGUUUGUACUGUCAGCUAUGUGUAUUUCUGUCUUCUACUAUCUUGAAUAGAAUAAACCCCUUAAGUAGAUGAUGGAUCAUAACUUUUCUUCAUCUAUCUUGGAUAAUAUGCUUUGCUUCUCUUGAGAACAAGCUUAUGAUUAGUGUCAUAGCUAGCAACGAAGAAUCUUCUUCUUUUGUCCCUUUGUCUACUAAAGGCUUGCCAGCAUCUUGCACUCUACCAUGCUUCCUUUAUUGCUUGGCGUCCAUUGAUCAUCUGUCUGUCAUUAAAUCAAUUAAUUGGAGUCGGUUAUAUGAAUCUAAUUAGAAUCGCUUACAUGAA